Molecule: messenger RNA, 3895 nt
Organism: Cyanistes caeruleus (blue tit)
Lineage: Eukaryota; Metazoa; Chordata; Aves; Passeriformes; Paridae
Source: RefSeq, a predicted model, not a curated record
AAUAUCUACUACUUGGGUUACGCGGGCGUGGUGCGGUUCCGCGGCGUGAGGAUCGGCGGCAUCUCGGGCAUCUUCAAGUCUCACGACUACCGGAAAGGCCACUUUGAGUGCCCACCAUACAACCAGCAGACCAUUAGAAGUGCUUACCAUGUGAGGAAUAUUGAAGUCUUCAAACUCAAACAGCUAAAGCGUCCCAUCGAUAUAUUUAUGUCACAUGACUGGCCAAGGAGCAUCUAUCACUAUGGAAACAAGAAACAGCUCCUCAAAAUGAAAUCCUUCUUCCGUCAAGAAGUGGAGAGCAACACAUUGGGAAGCCCUGCUGCUUCAGAGCUUCUGCAGCACCUGAAACCCACCUACUGGUUCUCAGCACAUCUUCACGUUAAAUUUGCAGCUUUCAUGCAACACGAGACAAACUCCAAAGAAGAGUUACCAAAAGCAACCAAGUUCCUGGCUCUGGAUAAAUGCUUGCCCCACAGAGACUUCCUGCAGAUAAUAGACGUGGACCAUGAUCCCAAUGCAGGUGACUCACUGGAGUAUGAUGCUGAGUGGAUUGCAGUCCUCAAGGCUACCAACAGUCUUGUUAAUGUGACCCAGAGCUCCUGGAAUAUGCCUGAAAAGAAUGGCCUCUAUGCCAAGUGGGAUUACAGUGUGACAGAAGAAGCCAUUAAAGAGGUGUUAGAAGAGCUGAACCAUGACCUCAAAAUUCCUUGCAACUUCACACUGACAGCUGCUUGUUACGAUCCCAGCAAACCCCAAAAAAACAUGGAGCCAGUUCAUACCAUCAAUCCACAGACCACUGAGUUCUGUGCCCAGUUUGGCCUCACUGACAUCAAUGACAGGAUCCAGCAGGCUAAAGAAGAGAGCUCAGGACGAGGUGAAUGUGAAGAGGAGGACGAAGAGGAGAUGGACAGUACUGGGUCAGCAGAGGAACCCAGUGAAUACAAUACAGAUAAUUCUGGCCUGUCAUGCUUUAAUCCAGAUGAAAUAAUGCUGGAUGAAGAAGGUGGUGAUGAAGACUUGAGUACAUGCUCUGUAGAUCCCUCCCCUGAUCACCCUCCUGAGUUCUCUACGAGCUUCUCUGACAUCCGGAUCAUGCCAGACUCCAUGGCGGUGUCCUCUGAUGAUGCCAUGGACUCCAACAACGAGGAGCUGGAGAAGUCUGGUGGGAGCAAGCAGGUGGAGGAAAAGAGCUCCACUGAGAGGUCAUUAAAACGCAUCGGUGGUGAUGAAAACGGCAACAGUGGUGUUAAAAAAAUCAGGAGAAGGAACCAAGCUAUCUAUGCUGCAGAGGACGAAGAUAAAACAGAUUAAUACUUCACAGGGUGUGUAAAUAACUUCUCUUCCAGCCUUUCUGUGGGAAGGUGGUGAGAAUUUUAGUGGACUGUGCGUGGUUUUAAUUGUCACAUGAUCUUAGUCAUGUUACUUUCUCAAGCUCAGAGACUGGAUGUACUUCUCACAGGGAAGAUGAUUUAGAAUAGACAUCAAAGGAAGAAGCUGAGACUUUUUCAACAAAGAACUUUGUCAAAGGAUGUAAAGCUCAUAUAUCCUUGAUUUUGUUUCAGUUCUUGGUGUAUGGUGUAUACUCCAUAUCUUCAGCUGAACAAGAUUCACCAUGCUUGUUUAACAAGAACUCUUAAACUGUAGCCUGAGUCCAAGUGAGAGGAUGUCUGACUUCUAGACUAAAUGAUUUUAUUUUAUUGCUUUUGUCCUGUUUUAUAUUGAACUAUUAAUACAGUAUAGCAUACGUAAUAACCCUAUGAAUAAUAUUUGAAAAUAGAAUUCCCAUUAUAACAAAACAGCAAUAGAAGAAUGAAGAUUUUUGUUUCUGGUGAUAGUCAUGCCACAGUAAAACUUUGUGGUCAUAAGCAAAACAAUAUGUAUUGUCCAGGAUUAGCUUUUAAUUACAGUUCUGAUAGUAAACCAAGUUUCUUGAUUUGGAGUAUGACGGUUUUAUAGGGACCAUGGAAGACUGCCUCUCUAUUCUUAGAAAUUCACUUUUGUGCUGUUUCUUAAAUCUUGAGAACAAUGUCUUAAAAUGGAAGUAGUUAGGAAGGACAACUUUCUAAAUAUGCAUACCACCACUGUCUCAACUCUGAUUAAUCAGGGCUGUGUUUUGCGUUCAUACAAGGUGAUGGGUGUGUAAGUUGCCUGAGACAAUAACACCUCCCAUUUUCAUUAGCAUCACUUUUCACUUGUCAUUUCUGUAGCUGUAACUUUGCUGAACUCUUAAAACUGGAUUUGGAAUCUUCCAAAGCACCUUUGUAAUCUUCAGCUGAGGGAGAACAGGAGCUGACAGAAUAGAGACCCUCUUUGAAGUUUUCUGUUUAUUUUUUUUUUUCCCUGAAUUAUUAAAUGGCACUCCUUUGGCCUAAGAGGCCAUGGGGACAAAACUAAGUGAAUUCAUGAAAAUGACAAUGUUUUCAAGCAUAUGUCAUUAGAUUCAUUAGCCUUCCUGACAGAUGGAAUUCUUAGAUGGAACUCCUCAUGGCCAUACUGCCCCAAGAGCAGAAGGAAAAGCCUUCUUCCCUGAGAGAAGGAGGAAAAGCUCCCGUGUUUAUCCUCCCCAAAGGCAUAGGCAGUGUGAAGGAGAAAGCAUCCUGACAGGAACAGGGAGCUGGAUAGGGAGCAGUGAGUGAAAUGCAUCUGUGAGUUGUGUAUCAGACUCGGGAAUUCUGUCUUUAAAUCACUUCCAUGGUCUGGGGUUCAUCUUGCUUCCUCUCCUGUCAAGCAGUUCACUACAAAAACUAAACACCUUAAAUAUUCAAGGGCUAGAAAAGGGCAUAAUUAAUGCUCUCAACGGUUCAAUUAUCAGCUCAUCUGUCAGAACAGCUGCCAAAAGAGCUGUGCUUAGGUAUGAGGAGAAACUGGGAGUAACCCGGGUGUGACACUGGGUUUGAACUGUCAGAUAAUUUAUUGACGCAGAUGAGUCUUUUUAAGGGUCCUGGGUCUGCAGUGGUAAAAUCUUAAUCAUGCCUCAUGAUCUGAACACUAUAAUGAAAAUAAAGUAUUUUAAAUACAAAUUCUGUUAUGGACUUGAAAAGCCUCCCAAGGAACCUGAGCAUGGUAUUGUGCUCUCAAGGUUUCUGCACUGGAAUAGAAGAUGUAUCUUGCAUGACUUUUCAGUCUGAUUCCUUAUGUUUUUAAAACAAAUUGUUCUGUCCUGUGUUGUCCUGUGCCUCCCCCCCUUCAGAUAAAUGUGUUUCUAAAAGGCACGAGACUUGAACAAGAUACAAUAUUGACUUUUGAACCUUUAAAUACUUUUUAAUGAAGUAUUUCAGUGUCCAUUGAUCAGAGUGCAGCUGGUAAAUACAGUGAACAUAAAUGUUUUUGAGUGUGAAUCAUAUCUGACCUCCAGAGGUGACCUUUCUUGCAGUCGUUUGCACCCUCUUUGCAGUUUGCAGUGUCCUCCCCUGUCUUGCUUUCAUCCAUUAUGGAUUUUCCCUGUCGGCAAGAUUCUCUGCUGCAAGGAGGAUUCAGUAGAAGCUGAGCUUCUUCAGUAAAGGCCAGAUAUUUCAAAUAGCAUCGAAAACUCUAGGGAAUGCUGACACAUUUCUACUUGCUUUUAAGACCUAGAGUCUCCAAUCCUUUUUAAAAAGAAGAUUUAGAGACUCUUUGAGAACUUUUGAAAUUUUUAUGAGAAGCCUAUGGAAAACAUUUCUCUGUACAGCUCUUGUAUUGCAUUUUUUUUUCAGUGUCUGUACUGAGUCUAAAACGGUUUUUGCUGUUACUAGCACUUGGGAAAAGUAUUCACCUGUUCCAUCCCAGGCCAGCACAGAGGUAUUUUCACAGAAUGUCAUCAGUCUGCUCAGAGAAAAACAGUGAAGAGGGCCUUGUUUCAUAAUGGAGUGAUUUUAAAUUAAAGCUAUUAAAGUCAUCUUGUGACUGCUUCCUAAGA